Molecule: messenger RNA, 2064 nt
Organism: Diaporthe amygdali
Lineage: Eukaryota; Fungi; Ascomycota; Sordariomycetes; Diaporthales; Diaporthaceae
Exons: 2
Coding region: 1-2064 (687 amino acids)
Source: RefSeq, a predicted model, not a curated record
AUGUCUGUGCAGUCCCUGAGCCACAAGAUGCAACAGCAAGCCGUGACCCAUAGCCGUCUCUAUGCUCCUCUCAAUCCCAAAACCCCUGAGAUUAGGGUAGUGAAGCUUCUUCCUUCACAGGAUUUCAACGCUCCAAUUGAAUGCGAACUCUCACACCGUCCUUUAUACAGUGAGAGCGAUGGCUAUGAGUCUUUAUCCUACGUGUGGGGAGCUCCGGAAUUUGUUGGAGAGAUCCUGCUGAGUGGCGAAUCGCAACCGACCACUCGGAACCUCGAAAUGGCCCUGCGUUACCUGCGUCUUCCUUCUUGUACGCGAACGCUCUGGGUGGACGCAAUCUGUAUCAACCAGAGCGACCCCAUCGAACGUGGCCAACAGGUCCGGUUGAUGCGAGACAUUUAUGCAAAUUGCAAAAUGGACCUUGCCUGGAUGCUGAGCUACAAGUGUACGUUGGAGCCCCCAGAGACCGGAAGGGACGGAGAAAGCUCAGUGUCGCAUCCGAGCAAGGAGAAGCAGCUCGAGACUAUUCACCAGGAAAUGGAAACAAUCGGAAAAGCAAUGGAACUCAUGAAGAAGAUUAAUGUGAAAGAUGCGACGACCCUGGAUAGGAUGAUAUUAAAUACAAAGCAAAAACGCUUCGUCUACGAAGAGCCCGAAAUAGAAAGCGAGCUCGACAUUCCUGGCAGAACCAGGCUUGUGGACAAGCUGGACGAGUUUCUUUUGAGUUCCGAGCAAUCAUGGCUUCUUUCAACCGCCUUUCAUGACGCGCCCAUUUGGGCACGAGUCUGGACCAUGCAGGAGCUCUCUCACGCGCCCCACGUCGUCUUGGUUGCUGGCCCCUAUCAGUUGGACUGGGAAGUUGUGACGGGAUUCCUGGGGGAGAAACCCUACGCCGACGCAUUCCAUGCCUUGUAUGGCCACGGAGACAAGGCAAAGGCCCUCGAGAGCCAUUUCGGCGGGUCACAGAAGGUAGACCAUCAGCGACGAAUCAUGGAAGCGGGCCACAAGUCGAAGCUUUUAGAUGUGCUGGCACGUUUCCAAUCCAACCGUGCUACGGAUCCAAGAGAUCGAAUCUAUGGUCUGUUGGGGCUAGCAACGGACCAGCAUAGUAUUGUGGUUGACUACAAGAAAUCGCCCGCACAGGUUUUUCAAGAAGCUACAUUGUCUCUCAUCGAAGACGCCAGGAACCUCGACAUACUUUGCCAAACAACCUGGACAACUAGCAACGCACUCACUCAUUCCAGACUUGGGAGGGGUGUGUCAGGACUGCCAACUUGGGUGCUAGACUUCUCCCGAGAGGUUGUUUACAAUGAGCACUUGCAGAUCCUGUUCUCCCAACGAGAAAUUUACAAAGCCGGAAAGCCUAAUAUUUAUGUGCCUUGCAAAGUUGUGGAUAAUAGGUUCUUGCAACUACAAGCUCUUAUCCUGGGCCGCGUAAAAUGCGACGUCGUCUUGGAAGGCACCAGAGCGCUUUGGAACCACGACAACGAGUUUGCGCCUCAGAAUUGGUUGGCAGAGUCUGAAAUCAAGACUGAGAUCACAGAUAAGAAGGAGCAAUAUAAAGGAACCGGAGAGGCCGCAUUUCGUGCUUACUGGCGCACGUUGUUGAUGGACUGCGCGGCCUAUCCCAUCACACGCCUCACCAAUGACGAGGUCCUGGCUGGUGAUGCUGCAUUCAAAGCCAUCCUUCAGUACACGAUUGAGCAAGACAGGUUUGACAGGAGUCAAGGCCGUAGCGGCAGUCUAGAGGAUGAGGACCUAACCCAACAUUGGGACCAGCUUCCUCAGUCGAUGAGACGCAUGUGGAGGCGGAACUACGAAUUCUGGACAUUUGCUGUCACCGAAAACGGGCUCUACACCAUGAUCCAAAAUGCAAAAGCAGGAGACGUCAUCGCCUCUGUAGAGGGAGCUAAAGUGCCCUUGAUUUUGCGCCCACAAGGUGCGUAUGAAGGCAAGAAGAUGUACGAAUUGAUAGGAACAGCUUACGUUCACGGUUUCAUGGACGGAAAAGCCUUCGAGAUGAUGGCCGAGCUGGGGCUGGUUGAGGACCAAAUUCUCCUCCAGUGA